UGUCGACUCAGUUCCUGCUUGAUCAGGCGAGCGAUGAUGGUUCGGCGGCUCCUAUUCCUGGGGCUGCAGGUCUUAUUGCAGCUGGGUCGUUUGAAUGCAGGGUCUCCGAGCUCGUCGCCGCAUCUGGUCUUUAUCCUGGCCGACGAUCUAGGCUGGAACGACGUGGGCUGGCACGGCUCCCAGAUCCGCACCCCGAACUUAGACGCGCUGGGUGCCGCUGGAGUGCGCUUGGAGCGCUACUAUACGCAGCCGCUGUGUACUCCCUCUCGCAGUCAGCUGCUGACCGGCAGGUACCAGAUCCAUACAGGUUUACAGCAUCAAAUAAUUUGGCCUUGUCAGCCAAGCUGUGUCCCACUGGAUGAAAAACUCCUGCCUGAGUUGCUUAAAGAAGCUGGCUAUGUUACUCACAUGGUGGGGAAGUGGCAUAUAGGAAUGUACAGAAAAGAAUGUCUUCCUACCCGUAGAGGAUUUGAUACUUACUUUGGCUACCUUCUUGGAAGUGAAGAUUAUUAUUCUCAUGAACGCUGCGUGCCUAUUGUGUCUAAAAAUGUGACCAGAUGUGCCCUUGAUUUUCGAGAUGGAGAAAAAAUUGCUGAGGGAUUCAAAACUAUGUAUUCUACUAAUGUAUUUACAAAAAGAGCUCUUGAUCUUAUAGCAAGUCAUCAAACUGAGAAGCCAUUAUUUCUUUACUUUGCCCUGCAAUCUGUCCAUGAGCCCCUUCAAGUGCCUGAAAAAUACAUAGAACCAUAUUCUUUUAUCAAAGAUGAAAAGAGACGCAAAUAUGCUGGAAUGGUUUCCAUAAUGGAUGAAGCGGUAGGAAAUAUCACUUCAGCCUUGAAGAGAUGUGGCCUUUGGAAUAAUACCAUUCUCAUCUUUUCUACAGAUAAUGGAGGGCAAACUCUGGGAGGUGGAAACAACUGGCCCUUAAGAGGAAGAAAGUGGACAUUAUGGGAAGGAGGAGUGAGAGGAGUUGGAUUCGUUGCCAGUCCUUUAUUGAAACGGAAAGGAGUCGAAAGCCAUGACCUGAUCCACAUUUCUGAUUGGCUGCCAACUUUGGUGAAGCUUGCUGGAGGACAUACCAAUGGCACAAAGCCUUUAGAUGGCUUUGAUGUCUGGAAAACACUCAGUGAAGGAAAACCAUCACCCAGGAAGGAGCUACUUCAUAACAUAGAUCCAAUUUUUGUGGAUCCAUCUCCAUGUGCUGUCAGCAGCCACAAAAUUUCAUCACAGAAUAAUUAUUUUUCAUGGGAAGAUUCCAUUUUCAAUACCUCCAUACAUGCUGCAGUUCGACAUGGAAAAUGGAAACUACUCACAGGCAAUCCUGGCUGCAGUCAUUGGUUUCCACCACCGUCUUUAUUCAACGAGUCAAAUACUUUGUCAUUAGAUCCAUCCACGAAGAAGCUUUGGCUGUUUGAUGUUGUCCAUGAUGCUGAAGAAAGAAAUGAUUUGUCAGAACAGUAUCCUGACAUUGUGAAAAAACUGCUGUUGCGACUCCAGCAUUACUAUAAGAACUCUGUCCCUGUGUUCUACCCAGAAGAGGAUCCGCGCUGUGAUCCAUCUGCACAAGCUGCUUGGGGGCCUUGGUUGUAGGAACUUGCACAGCAAACAUUAUUAUGUCAUGCAGUAGAGUUGAAAAGUGGUUUGCCAUGCUCCAUUUGUGUACAUCAGAUGUAUGUGCUCUUGCAUAACGAUAACAGCAACCAUUCCAUAAACUCAGGGAUACAAAUAAAGAACUCUGGGAUCCUUUUAUUGUACCUUGACAGUUUCAAUUUCAGACAUUUGGAUUUAUUUCUUACUCAACGAACCUGGGCAAUUUUAAUUUCACAUUAGAUUGGUCUUGAAGUUCUACCGAAAUCAUAAGUCUGUAAUUUGGAAGUUAGUUUUUGUUCAAAGCAGAGGGUAAAGAGAUGCUGCCUUUCCAAAAUUUCUGGGCAGCAGCUGGGAAACAUUAUUUCAUUUGGAAAGCUCUGAGUCAUGGGUGGUGGUGGGAUGAUAGGGGCUUCUAAAUUCCUUCACAUUUGAAGUCAGAUCCUGGAUUUCAAUAUUUGCCUGAAGCAGUCAGCAUUAGUGGAGGUGAGGGAGGAUGCUGAAGGAAUUGAGAAGAAAAAGUGAAGAAGCAGAUUAUUGCGCUGUCUUGGCAUUUCUUCGUUCACCUUUAUCUUCCCAAUUAGAAGAGCAUUCCAAUUUUCUCAUGUGUACAACUUCUUAUCCAAGAAAUUCACAGAACCUCUUUAGAAACUGCUGCCAAAUUUUAAGAAAGUAUUAAAUACUAUUUAAUUCCAAUAAUCUUUUUUUUCUGAUUUCAUGUUUUAAAUCUGGCCUUGUUAACUUUGUGGAAUCUGAUUUUCAGAGGCAAACUGUGGCUCAUAGAUUGAAGAGAGGUCAUACACUCCUAUAAUUUACAAGGUCUUUGCUUAUACAGCCUUCAUUUAAAGUCUGUCUCUAAAUUCUGCAGUUUGAACAGAGCAAUCUUGACAUAUCUAUUUAAAUUUCAGAUUUGGAACA
Ahaetulla prasina is the source of this 2505-nucleotide messenger RNA. It is a transcript of the gene ARSB, whose product is annotated as arylsulfatase B. The record is from RefSeq and is a predicted model, not a curated record. Bases 34 to 1590 code for a protein of 518 amino acids. The transcript is spliced from 8 exons. NCBI's taxonomy places the organism in Eukaryota, Metazoa, Chordata, Lepidosauria, Squamata, Colubridae.